UCCGCAAAGAGAAAAGAGUGACUGAACUCUGACUGGAGGAGGGGCUCUCCCGGAACCACCCCGACAAGCUCCAGAAAGGGGCGUGGUCAUAUUUGGGGCGUGGCCUUAUGGGCAGCAGGAAGAAGUUACCUGUUGAAUCGUUCUAUCCAUUCUCUUUCCAACCCUUGUAGCUACCCCUAAGAGGGAAGCCGCAGACCAUAAGCCUUUUCCGAAAAAGAGACCCGUUGGCAGACUGUGUCUGGGGCACUCUCUCGGCCUCGGGAAGAGAAAAGAACGGGGGCGACUUUUCGGCAGCAAAGGAACGGCCUGUGUAGGCUUUCUCACGUCCGUGUUUUCCCUAACCCAAAACGAUAGAGCCACAUGGCUUCCACGGUCUGGGGGAGCGCUCCCUGGUGGGGCCCGCCUCCCCCAGCCCCAGCCCGGCCCCUCACGGACAUCGACUUCUGCUCUGGGGCGCAGCUGCAGGAACUAACCCAGUUGAUCCAGGAGCUGGGUGUGCAGGAGAGCUGGAGUGAAGGGCCCAAGCCGGGACCAGACCUCCUCCGGGCCAAGGACUUUGUCUUCUCUUUGCUGGGUCUUGUUCACCGCAGGGACCCCCGCUUUCCUCCUCAGGCAGAGCUCUUGCUGCUUCGUGGCGGGAUUCGCGAGGGCUCCCUGGAUCUGGGGCCUGCACCCCUAGGUCCCUACGCCCGGGGACCUCACUACGACGCCGGCUUCACGCUGCUGGUGCCGGUGUUUUCGCUAGACGGCACUGGGCAGGAGCUGCAACUGGAUUUGGAAUCCUGUUACGCAUGGCUCUGUCUCCCAGAGCAGAUAGGCGGAACCUCGGUCCGGGAGGCGUGGCAGGAUUGCCUAGGACCCCCAGUCCCAGGAGGACGUGAUUCGGCCCACCGAAUCGAAAGCGAAGGAAGUCCCAAUGACUGGCAAAGCUCGGUGGACCAGCCGCAUGGUUACAUCAGUGAGUCUGAGCCGCAGGUGUCUUUGGAAAAAUCACCUAGUAACGUUUCAGGGCCCGAGUCACCUGGGCAAGACGUAACCGAUCUUGGCUUUGCCGUACCAUCGAAAAAACUGAAUGGUGACGUCACCAAAGCAGCCGUCGUUAGCCCAGUCCCACAACCAGCGGAGGCUCCGGAGGCGUGGCCCACAUUGUGCCCCGCACAGGUGGCUGCGUGGUUCUUUGCUUCUCUGGUCGCGGUCGCUGAGUCCCUGUUCCCGGUCUCGGGUGCCCCGCGCUUGGUCCACGCAGCCCGACACGCGGGGUUCACCACUGUCCUCCUGGCUACGCCAGGACCCCCGCGCCACCUCCUGCUCUUCGACCUGAUCCCCGUGGUGUCCGUGGCCGGCUGGCCCGAGGGGGCUCGGAGCCACUCGUGGGCCGGCCCGCUGGCCUCUGAGUCGUCCUUCUACCUGGUGCCCGGCAGCGGCACAGAGCGGCCAGGCGCUUCGGGCUGGCAGCUCUGCUUCGCCCGCCAGGAGCUGGCGCUCAAGGCGCGCAUCCCCGCUCCGCUGCUGCAAGCGCACGCGGCGGCCCAGGCCCUGCUGCGCCCGCUGGUGGCCGGGACCCGGGCCGCCGCGCCCUACCUCCUGCGGACGUUGCUCUACUGGGCGUGCGAGCGGCUGCCUGCGCUCUAUCUGGCGCGCCCGGAGAAUGCGGGCGCCUGCUGCCUCGGGCUGCUGGAUGAGCUGGGCCGUGUGCUCGAGGCCGGGAUGCUGCCCCACUAUUUUCUGAGUGGCCGAAAGCUGCUCGCGGGGGACGGCGCCGCUGCGCUGCGCGGGGCGUUGGCCCGGCUCCGCGGGGACCCUACCCGGGCCCUGCGCGCAGCGGUGGAGGAGGCAAAGGCUGCACGCAAGGGGGGCGGCUUAGCUGGCGUGGGAGGCGGGGCCCAUUAAAGACGCUGCUCCUACCGGCGUGGAAAGUGCUUCUUGUUGGCCAGCAGAACGUGGAGGGUGACUGCUCGCCCCUCGCCUGGGAGACACAACUAGCGCCCUGCCCAAAGAUCCCGUUCUAGAAGGCCUCCUCGCCGGUUCCUCCCCAUCCUCCCACCCCAUUCUUGGCAUAGGUCGUUCCAUUCCGGCCUCUCUACAUUCCAAAUCUGUGCCCAGCAAUUUUCCCACUCCGGUCCAGCCUCCGGCAACCAUCUCCCCCUAGUUCUUAUGGUCUUUUCUCUUAGGAGUCAAUAGGAUGGGGGGAAUGUAUUUGCUGACAAAAGUGGAAAAGAGAGCGGUAUGGAGACCAGCGACUGACCAAUUUGGCUCACACAAAAGCAGAUAUUAAGGAGGCCGGAUUUCGCCCCAGGCUAGAUCUCACCACUACCUCUAUCUCUUCAGUUAUUGUCCCCAUUUCCCUCAUCCAGUUGUGAGCUCCCAUCCCGGGCUGUAGGGUCCCUUUCUCUAUUCUCGGGGCGUCCGCCAUUCCAUCUGUCUUAAGCCCAACCUCUCCCCCCAUCCAGGGUUCCGUUCAGUGGAGUCGCCUCCUUGUCCCUCCUCCUCUG
Messenger RNA from Equus quagga, 2492 nucleotides. RefSeq names its product transmembrane protein 102 (gene TMEM102). The record is from RefSeq and is a predicted model, not a curated record. Lineage: Eukaryota; Metazoa; Chordata; Mammalia; Perissodactyla; Equidae. The transcript has 3 exons. Bases 361 to 1890 code for a protein of 509 amino acids.